AUGGCCGAAGGUGUUCGCCGAUGGCAUUCGGCGGUUGAACGAAUGGUGGAUGAGCCCUGGCGUGGGCGAAUCAAGGCUUUCCUGCAAGAUCACCAUGCGGCUGCCCACUUGCUUCGGCGAGAGGGGAAGGUGAUCGUGUCGGGAUUGGUUGCGCUGGCUACUGAUGCUGCACUGGAAGUGGAUCCAUAUGAGUUCAAUCCUGGAAGAGGGUAUGUCGUGCCUACCAAGGGAUUGCCGCGUGUGCGGUUGAUGGUGCCUGAGUUGGGCAACAGAGCCACUACUCCUGCUAUUGGAGACCAUGUCACAUGCAUUGGCACACAGCUGGCUAAUGAUCAGUGGGAGGCGCUCACAUUGGGGAUGGAUACUGUGAUCGUCUUCCGCCCGAAGUUUGUUGCCUCUGAACCACUGCACAUUGUGCGCCUGUUUGCGGGAGCGUAUGGGGGCUGGACCCGAGCAGCACACUGGCUAUCUACAGUGUUGCCAGAUCUCCAGGUCGGCCAUGAACUCUUUGUGGACAACGACGAGCGAAUCAUGGAGGUUUGGAGCACUCAGCACGGCAUUCCCCAUCGCUGUGGACGCACGCCUGGCUCCAUCACUGUUGAUUUGACAUUGAAAGCUGGUGUAUGCACAGGAGUGGACGACACGUCACUGUUGAAUGCUUGGCCGCGCAAGGUCAAUUCCAUUUCGACAGCAUCGCCGCCGUGUGUCUCCUGGUCCCACGGAGGGAAAAAGCAGGGGCUCUCAUGCAGUAGUGGAUUUGCCAUGAUCGAAACGGUCAUGUUGAUUGAAAUUCAGCAGCCAUUGCUCCUCUUUUUAGAAGGAGCCGAUACAACUGUUUCCCAUGAGCACUUCCCCAUCCUUGAAGCUUUGAUGAACCUCAUUGGAUUUCACAAAGUUUGGCAACAAGUUGUUCCUUCGCGCCACCUCUCGCACAACCAACGAUCCAGAUGGCUUGCUGUGUGGGCCCGAUGUGAUUUAGGGAUCGCACCUCAUGAGACGGUUUUUGACCUCAGGGCCCCACCCCUUGUGUUGUGGAGUGAUGACACCAACGCCUUUUGGACACCUGAGUCCUUCCACAAGCAGCUCUGCCUUGCACCUGAGGCUUUGAGUAAAUAUGGUAAUCCUGGACUUUUGCCGCCCGCCAAACGUGCCAGGACGAUCCCUUUGACCACAGUCGAGGUGCUGAACCUGAGGCUUGUUCGGCAAGCCUGGGAUGCCCGGCUCACCAGCCACAAUGCCCUGGUUCAGGUCUUUGAGCGGUGGUUGACCAUUGCUAAGGUCUUGUCUGACAUUCCGAUUGUUGAUGCACUUGCCAUCACCUCGCAGAUUUCGUGCUCGGUGUGGACUUCUCCUCUCCUGUUGAUCCGGCCUGCUGGACACUCCGUCAUUGUUGUGCCCAAGCAGAUCUCCAGAUCCACGCCCAUCGUCACCAACGAAGGCGACUUUCAAAUCGCCAACCACAACAACCAGCCGUGUACAAUGGGCGACAUUCACCUUGCCAAUGGUGACUGGCUCCUCAUCGAGCCAAUACCCAAACCUGUUGCAGCUGGUGGCCAUCACAGAUGGACAACCAAUCCGGAGACACUUGCUCGUGGAGCUUCGUUCACCAGCAGGAUCAGUUUCUGCAUCAACACUCAUGGGUGGGCAGCCUCAGACGAGAUUCAUGCUGCUAUGAUGUGGCUUCUUGCUCGCUUUCCGGAAACCAUUGCUGAGUUCAAUGUACUCUGUUGGCGCUCUAGCGAACAUGAAUUCAAUGAUGAGCUGUACGGUGAGCCAAGGUUCGCUGACAAUGGGCGAACGGUUACAGCACUGCUUGUUGACAACCACUGGGCAGCAAUUGAGAUCAAUCGAAUUGGGACCCAUACGCAAAUUCAUGUCUUUGGACUCGGUGCUGGACUGGCUCAACGGGCGCUGCUCAUCAUGUGCAGAUGCAUUGAUGUUGCACCUCAUCGUGUUCAACAGCACAUUCACUCGGCCAUGCCGCCAGAACACUUAUGUGGAUGGUUCUUGCUACAAAGAUACUACACGCUUUGCCGGGCACUGCACCAGCUUCCUGAAUACUUUGACCUCUUCAAUGACCUACCACCAUUUCGACGAGCUGAGAUUCGUGAGGCUUGGGAAUCAAGUCAAGAAGAAUGGAGGAGGGCUGGAGCUUCAGACAACCUCAUUCUCUUUGCGACCACGCUCCGAACACAUUUUCUUGUGCGUUUGGCUGCCACCGCGACAGAGACCUCAUCAGUUGUCAACGUGCCCCUGCAUGUCGAGUUCCCUGCUCAAGCACCACCUACUGCAAGACCACCUUCUGCAACGCAUGAUGCAGUUGAUCCACACAGGACUACCACUGCUACGCUUGCCAAUUCAACUGCCGUUGAUGUUCAGCAUUGCCCAGUUGAGCAACCUGACAGGAUUCGAUCUCGCCUGUUGGAGUGCUUUCACCGACCAGGAUGGCUCUCCUCUGACACUUUGGACCAUGCGUUGGACUUCUUGCGUUGGCAUCACUUUCACAUUUGCUUCUGCCCACCUGCUCUUUGGCAUUCGGACACUCAGAGCCUUCACUUCUUUGCUGGUCUUGAUAGUCUGCAUGACACUUUUGGUCACCUCUUUCUGUCUGUGCUCUGGAACGACCACUGGAUCUUGCUCGAGGUGCAUGUUCAUGAGUGGGAAGCCAGCAUACAGACCGUUGGCCCUGUUGAGAUCCUGCCUGCGUUGCGCCGCAUUGUCACUGCUGCGUGCCAACUCCUGCGUCUACACAACAUUGUCAUCAAUAGUGCAGCCACUCAUUUUGACACCGCAGUCGGUCUUUGUGGUUGGUCUCUCCUUCGCACACUAUUCCGCCGUUUUCAGGUCACCUUUCCUCCUUUGAGCCAACCCUGGCUUGCGGCUUUGCGGGUGCACAGGCAUCACAAUCUAAUCCGACAGGUCCAAGUUACUGAGGCACGUGCUUGGGAAGCCAAUGGUGAUCAUGACCUGCUUCAAUUUGCUUCAGCUGCGGUCUUGGACUUUCUGAUCAGGAUUGUUCAGAAUCGUUUCCCUGAUGAGCGUGCCACGGGAGGCGCAUUGACUGAUGCCACUGGAUCGCCUUUAUCGGUGCUUCAAUUUGGCAGUGAAGAGCCUUCCUCUCCUCAACAGAGGGUUCUUGCCCGCCUUGCCCUCUUUGACCUUCACCCUGGGUGGCUCUUUUCUGACACGGCUGAUUACAUCCUGGAUUUCCUGCGUGAGGCGGACCCUGACAGUGUUUACCUUCCUCCCACGCAAUGGAAUUCUGAUGGUGUAACCUCCUUCAACGAUCUGUGUGCGCCGCUCUCCGUUGCACAGAAGUGCAUAGGCCUCCUUCUCUGGGACCACCACUGGAUCCUGUGCGAGUUUCAGUCAACAGUGUGCGCUCAAUGGCUCUUCCUGACGGGGCCUCCUGAAUUACGCCCUGUUGCUGUUCAAUGUGCAAAUGCCCUGUGCCAGCACCUUGCCAUUGCACCAACACCUCAUGUUGUGUGUCGUGACUUCUCUGCUGAUCCUCACCUCUGUGGAUGGACUUUGCUCUGGCUGUGUUUUGAAAAAGUUGGCAUCCAGGUUCACUAUCCUGGACCGCUGCAGGAGGCUUCCUUUCUCCGCAGUGUGCACCAUGUAGACAUACAAAGAGUUCUCACCAACGCGGCCACAGCGUGGCAACAGCCCACCAUGCACCAAGCUGCAUUCUUUGCAAUGCGGUUACUCCCUUGGCACAUCCUCCAAGUGCUCCAAGGCCGAUUCCCAGCCCACCAAGCAGCUGGAGGAGCAGGUGAAGCCAAGGCUGCUGCCAAACCCAAGAACAGUCAACAGACUGGCACUGAUCCCCUCAUGAAGCAUGACCCCUGGGCCAAAGCUGCGGCUGCCUCCUCUAGGUGGGAGGACCUCAAAUUGGAAGACAAGCACCCGUUCCAGGACAGCAAAGGGGAGCAACUCAUCCAGUUCCACAGACUGCAAACCACGCCGUCCACCAAGGGAGUUGUCCUUGUAUCCGUGUACGGAUUCCGGCGCAACAAACACACAACCUCGACACGUGAAGAUGACCAGUUACAGGUGAUUGCCAAACUGCCAAGUGCGGCUCGACAGCCACUGCUCACAGUCAGUGGGCACCAAGGUAUCCUCCUGCGUGAUUUCCUUGAUGCAGGUUCUCAGCCGAUUGACACGUCUGUCAUCCCGAAGUUUUGGGAGGUAAGCGUGAGAGGCCUGAGGGAACUCAACAUUGGCAUUGAUGGGGUCAAGGGAGUUGCUGGAGCCAUCCUCACCCGAAGAGGAUUAGCUAUCAGGGCAUGGACCACACACAUCGCUGAAGUGCGACGCAACAUGCUGCCCAAUGAUUCCCGCCUGAACGAUACCAACAUGGGAGUGGUACCCCGCUUCAUGAUGGAUGCUUCCGGCUGGCCACCAGGGGCCUGCCCAGGUGACGUCAUUGAGUCCGUCACCAAAGCCGUCAGCCAACCUCCAAUUCCAACCAGAACAUUCCGUUCUGCGGGUGUUCACACUUGGCAGUUGGGAUUCCAAUCGUUGCCCGAUAUCCAGACCUUCACAGUCAAGAUCAACGGAGCUCUUCACCAAAUCCUGUUAACACCUACCCCUCACAAUGUCAAAGGAGGAGGGAAGGGCAAACAGAGGCAACCUAAGAAAGCCAGUGCCAAAGAGGACAACCAUGGGGCACCAACGGCCACGAUCGCCACAGCCACGGCUCACCAGGACAAGAAGAGGAUUGACCAGCUUGAGACUCGCUUUGAGUCGUUGCAGAAGCAGGUAUCGGGCAUUGAAAACAAACAGACCACACUUGAGAGCAAACUUGACCAGCGCUUCAAUGACAUCGGUGAUACCUUGCGACAAUUGGUGCAACUCAGCACCACUAGAACCCAUGAACCUUGCGGCGAGUCACCGCCGCCUAAAACUCAGCGAACUCUGUGA
Durusdinium trenchii is the source of this 4926-nucleotide messenger RNA. Lineage: Eukaryota; Dinophyceae; Suessiales; Symbiodiniaceae. The record is from the annotation of a GenBank genome assembly.